This is a messenger RNA of Maniola jurtina (meadow brown), 755 nucleotides long. It is a transcript of the gene MHF1, whose product is annotated as centromere protein S-like. Gene Ontology annotation, cellular component: Fanconi anaemia nuclear complex; FANCM-MHF complex. Bases 235 to 702 code for a protein of 155 amino acids. Lineage: Eukaryota; Metazoa; Arthropoda; Insecta; Lepidoptera; Nymphalidae. Gene Ontology annotation, biological process: replication fork processing; resolution of meiotic recombination intermediates. The record is from RefSeq and is a predicted model, not a curated record. The transcript is spliced from 4 exons. Gene Ontology annotation, molecular function: chromatin binding; protein heterodimerization activity.
UUGUUUUGUUUACGUUUUCUUUCCAGGUUUGAUGGCUAUUUUAUUGUGCCUGAAAGAAAUAAAAUCAUCUAAGUACUACGGCAUAAAACCAUCUUAGUUUAAUACCUAACUUUCAAAACAAUUUCGAAGUAUAACGACACGUUACCUUCUUAUUUUUUUAAUGCUUUAUAAUGUGAAGGUUAUGUUUUGGUUUUGUACAUUGAAUGUUUAUUCAAUUAUUUUAACUGCAAGAAAAUGACUGCAUUUGAAAAUUUGACUACGAAUGAGAAAGUUCGGAUUGCAUUGCACAAGGAUGUGAACUCAAUUUGCAAGGAGUCUUGCCACUACCGCGGCUUUGAAAUAACAACUCAGGCUAUGGCAAUUGUAGCAGAACUUGUUUACAAGAAACUUACCGUUUACGGAUCAGAUUUGGAAGCUUUUGCCAAGCACGCGAAACGUACAACAAUAAAUUCAGAAGAUGUCAAACUGUUGGUACACAGAAAUCCGUCAUUGAAAGCUCAUUUGAACAAGCUUUGUAAGAGCAACCCUCCAGCUUCCAAGGAUGCAAAACGACGUAAGACAGUCGGUGGGAAAUCUGACGCUCCAGCCAAAGCCGCAGGAAAACUUGAAGUUACAGCGAAAAAGAAACCUGUUAAUUUUAUUUCGUCCGACGAUUCGGACGAUUGCAUCGAAAUUAAUAAGCAAAUGACUGAAGAAACCUAACUUGAAUGAACUUGUGAUAACUAGGUCUAAAAUAAAUAAGAAAGUGACCAAAC